Molecule: messenger RNA, 1100 nt
Organism: Lipotes vexillifer (Yangtze River dolphin)
Lineage: Eukaryota; Metazoa; Chordata; Mammalia; Artiodactyla; Lipotidae
Gene: TMEM138
Product: transmembrane protein 138
Exons: 4
Coding region: 123-611 (162 amino acids)
Cellular component (GO): cilium
Source: RefSeq, a predicted model, not a curated record
CAAGGGAGACAGCUCUGGUUCUGAGGAACUAUAGCUUCUCCCUCAGUGCCUGGGAGAGUACUAGGACUGCUUUCUGGGAACUGUGGAAUGUGCCCUUGGGGGCCCAAGAUAGCAGAAGGAAGAUGCUCCAGACCAGUAACUAUAGCCUGGUGCUCUCCCUGCAGUUCCUGCUGCUGUCCUAUGACCUCUUUGUCAAUUCUUUCUCGGAGCUACUCCGAAUGGCUCCUGUCAUACAGCUGGUGCUCUUCAUCAUCCAGGAUAUUGCAGUCCUCUUCAACGUCAUCAUCAUUUUCCUCAUGUUCUUCAACACCUUCGUCUUCCAGGCUGGCCUCGUCAACCUCCUCGUCCAUAAGUUCAAAGGGACCAUCAUCCUCACAGCUGCGUACUUCACCCUCAGCGUCUCCCUGCAUGUCUGGGUCAUGAACUUACGCUGGAAAAACUCCAACCGCUUUGUCUGGACAGAUGGACUUCAAACGUUAUUUGUAUUCCAGAGACUAGCGGCGGUGUUAUACUGUUACUUCUACAAACAGACAGCUGUGAGACUGGGUGAUCCUCGCUUCUAUCAGGACUCCUUAUGGCUGCGCAAGGAGUUCAUGCAAGUCCGAAGGUGACCACUUCUUGUCACACUGAUGGAUGCCUUUCCUUCCUGACAGAAGCCACAUUUGGGGCUCUACAGAGGGGAUGUUCAGCCCUGUGCACUAGGAAGCAGCUUGACAUUUCUAGGACAGGCCCAGGCCAGUUGUGUUCAGCAGUUGAGAAGGAAGAUCCUCCCUCUAGCAAAUGAAAGUGUUCCCUAAUACAGACUCCCGUACGUCAUCCCUUCCCGACCUCCUGCCGCAGUUCUGCCCCCUUUCCUUUCCUGUUCUCUACCCGCCUUCCUCACAGAGGGCUCUGUGGCUUUAUCCUGGGGAAGCUUUCCACUGAGCCCAGUACAGGAGGAACUCCCAGCCCCUGUUCCGUUUGCACUACACACUGAUGACUGAAGGAUGCAGAGAGUGACUUUUCUGGGCUCCUGACUGAUAACACCUCGGACAUUUAGAUUUUAUACCCAAGGUACGUUUUCUACAUUUUAUAAAUAGGAAGUAAAUUCUUUCCCAUAA